Anastrepha obliqua is the source of this 1848-nucleotide messenger RNA. RefSeq names its product E3 SUMO-protein ligase ZBED1-like. The transcript has 3 exons. The coding region runs from base 10 to 1728 and encodes 572 amino acids. Gene Ontology annotation, molecular function: DNA binding; protein dimerization activity. NCBI's taxonomy places the organism in Eukaryota, Metazoa, Arthropoda, Insecta, Diptera, Tephritidae. The record is from RefSeq and is a predicted model, not a curated record.
GUGGUUAUAAUGGAUAAAUAUCUUAGAGCUUCAAAUGGGCAAGGUUGUAGUGCGGCAACCAUUGAAGAAAAAGAGCAAGAGGAAGAGCCGCAAGCCAAAAAGGCGCGAUAUGGUCAGUCCAAUGUGUGGAAUUUUUUUAAUAAGUCCUCGGAUGGCAAGACUGCCAAAUGUUUAAAAUGUGGUAAAAUUUAUCAAACCAGCGGAAACACCACCAACAUGGCGGGGCAUUUAAAGCGGGUACACCCAACGUUAACGGUGAGUGAGUUGCCAAAGGCUUCAGGACAUAUGGCGGCUUAUUUGGAUAAAAAAUAUGAAGCCUCAUCGAAACGGAAGAGAGAUUUGGACAGCGUAUUGUUAAAUUUCAUUUGCUCCGAUUUACGUCCAUUUUACAUUGUAGAAAACGAGGGAUUUAAGCAAUUUGUAAAUGCUUUGGAUCCCCGAUACGAAUUGCCUUCACGAUCAACAAUGCUUUCAACAUGUUAUAAUAAUUUAUUCAUGAACAUGAGAAUGAAACUGAAAAGCAUUUUGCAAGAAGUGGAAUAUUGCGCUGUGACAACCGACUGUUGGACAUCUCGAGCCAACGAGGCUUAUUUGACCGUAACUUGCCAUUUUAUAGAUCCAGAAUUUAAACUUCGCACAGCAGUACUUUCGACUAGUAAGUUACAGAAUGAGAAAAAUCAUUCUGCAGAAAACAUUGCGAACUCUCUAUGUGCAGUGCUAAUUGAAUGGGAAGUUAUGGACAAAGUUGCAGCCAUUGUUACCGAUAGCGCAAGAACAAUGAUAAAAGCAUGUGAGAUAUUGCAAAAAAGACAUGUGCCAUGCUUUGCGCAGGUUAUUAAUUUAAUAGUUCAACAAUGCCUGAAUCAAGAGAAAAUAAAAGUUAUUAUGGGGAAAUGCAAAAGUAUUGUGGGAUUUUUUAAGAAAAGCACAGUAGCUUACGCCAAGUUUAAAGAAGCUCAAAAUACAGAGAAGCCAUACAGUUUAAAGCAAGAAUGUCCUACAAGAUGGAAUAGCGCAUUUCAUAUGAUUGAAAGAAUUCUUAAAACAAAUGAUGCUAUAAGCAGUGUUCUUCUUUCAACCCCAAAGGGACUUGCCCCGUUUUCGGCUGACGAAAUUUUAAUUUUAAAAGACAUAAAAAUUUUAUUGCAACCUUUUGAAUGUGCAACAUUGCAAACUUCUUCGCGAACGUUGGUCACGGUAUCAUUAAUAAUUCCUAUAACUUGCGGACUUCUGCAUAAUUUGCAAUUGUUAAAAAGUGACCUAAAAACAGUUGAAGGUCGCGAAAGCUGCAAUUGCUUAUUGGAGGGCAUAUCGUCCAGACUACUGCAAUAUGAAAUUCGCAAUGUUCCUCGAGUGGCAACUUUGCUAGAUCCUCGGCAACCUCCACAUCGUAGACAUCCCUUUUUCAAUUUUUGGAAAAAAAACAAAAGUUUGAAACAUAAAACUAAUACAGUGGAUUCCAUAUUGUCAAUUCGUCAAUAUUUUAAUCUAGACAAUUUGGAAUCAAACUCCAACCCUUUAGAUUAUUGGAAGGUUAUCUCAUCAGAUAAAUCAUUUCAGCAUUGCUGCAAAAAAUAUUUCUGCGUUCCAGCAACUUCGACAGAAAGCGAACGUAUGUUCAGUAAGGCUGGAAUCGUUGUAAGCGAAAAAAGAAGUUCGCUUCAGUUUAAACAUGUUGACAUGCUACUUUUUAUCAAUCGGAACAAGUGGAUCUCUGAACAGCAAUGAUUGUUUUAUAGUUUUAAGUUUGAAAAAGAUUGAAUUAUGCUUUAUAGUAUUAAGUUUGAAAGAUUUAAUUUCUGUUUUAUAGUAUUAAGUUUAAAAGAUUGAAUUUCUGUUUUAUAGUAU